AUGAACGGCGGGGCUCUGCCGCCGCUGUCCCCCGCCGCAGCCCGCGGCCGCCGGCGGCCCGCCUCCCCCGAGCUGCUGCGCUGCAAGCGCCGCCUGGCCUUCGCCGCCCUGCCGGGCACCGGGGCGGCGGCGGCGGCCGCCGUGGCCCGUCGGAACGAGCGGGAGCGCAACCGCGUGCGGCUCGUCAACCUGGGCUUCGCCGCCCUCCGCCAGCACGUCCCCCACGGCGCCGCCAGCAAGAAGAUGAGCAAGGUGGAGACCCUCCGCUCCGCCGUCGAGUACAUCCGCGCCCUGCAGCGGCUCCUCGACGAGCACGACGCCGCCGCCUCUUUCCCCGACGGCCGCGGGCGGGUGGCCGUCGGGGAAGUUGGCGGCGGCGGCGGCUACUCCUCCGCUUCUCCCUCCUUCGCCUCCUCCGCGCCCGGCUCGCCGUGCUCCUCGGAGGAGAGCGGAUACGACGCGGCGCUCAGCCCCGAGGAGCGGGAGCUGCUGGACUUCACCAGCUGGCUGGGGAGCUACUGA
Poecile atricapillus (Black-capped chickadee) is the source of this 522-nucleotide messenger RNA. RefSeq names its product achaete-scute family bHLH transcription factor 2 (gene ASCL2). Lineage: Eukaryota; Metazoa; Chordata; Aves; Passeriformes; Paridae. The record is from RefSeq and is a predicted model, not a curated record. The transcript has a single exon. Gene Ontology annotation, molecular function: protein dimerization activity; RNA polymerase II transcription regulatory region sequence-specific DNA binding; DNA-binding transcription factor activity, RNA polymerase II-specific. Bases 1 to 522 code for a protein of 173 amino acids. Gene Ontology annotation, biological process: regulation of transcription by RNA polymerase II; developmental process.